UUAGCCUGGGUCUUUAGCCUGGGUCAGUGUUGCAGACUUUAGCCUGGGAAGCCUGCCCGGCAACAGAUGACGCUGCAGGUCAGGUGACAUGCCUCUGGUUUUUAGAGCGGCUCUCAGGGAAACGCUCUCAGAGUUCUUGAAGUAAACAGAGGAUCAUGGCUUCAUCCUGCCUCUGCUUCUGCCUCCUCUUCAUCAGCGUCUUCCCCGCAGAUGGAUUUCUGCACUAUAUGACUGCCCGCUGUGAGUUCUCCUCCUCUGAGCUGAAGGACAUCGAGUACAUCCAGUCUUACUAUUACAACCGGCUGGAGUACACCAGGUUCAACAGCAGUGUGGGCUAUUUUGUUGGGAAAACUACCUAUGGUGAGAGGAACGCAGAGUUCUGGAACAAUGAUCGUUCAAUCCUGGAGCAGAUGAAUACAGAGAAGGAGAGAUUCUGCCAGCAAAACAUUCAGCUUGAUGAGCAGUAUAACCUGGCUUACUCAGGUCUGGGGAUCAGAUCUCCUGCGUGGUGGAGCACGUCAGCCUGGGAGAGCCUCUGGUUACUCUCUGGGACCCCUCCAUGUCAGAGUCUGACAGGAACAAGAUAGCCAUUGGAGCUGCAGGACUGAUCCUGGGUCUGACCCUAUCUAUGGCUGGGUUCAUCUACUACAAGAGGAAGUCCCGAGGACGGAUUCUGGUUCCCAGCAGCUGAUCCUGGUCGCGGUUCCCAGCAGCUGAUCCUGGUCCUGGUUCCCAGCAGCUGAGCCUGGUCCUGGUUCCCAGGAGUGGGUCCUUGUCCUGUUUGUGUCUCUCCAGCUUCAUGUGCUCUGCUGGUUAUGUGAUAAUCUGAGCUCUGAUAGUCUGCCGAUCUGAACCCUGAUCCAGGACUGUCUGACAGCCCUGGACCAGGAUCAGUCUGGACUCUGCUUCGUCUCCAUGUGGACCCAAUAAUUACAGCCUCUUAUAUCAUCGCUAUGUUUUUAAAUCAAAGUUAUCGAGGGGGGGUGAUGUGAAACGUGUUCAACAAUAAAGCUUAAUAAAUAAUGAAGACCA
This is a messenger RNA of Eleginops maclovinus (Patagonian blennie), 1032 nucleotides long. RefSeq names its product HLA class II histocompatibility antigen, DQ beta 1 chain-like. Gene Ontology annotation, cellular component: MHC class II protein complex; membrane. Lineage: Eukaryota; Metazoa; Chordata; Actinopteri; Perciformes; Eleginopidae. The record is from RefSeq and is a predicted model, not a curated record. Gene Ontology annotation, biological process: immune response; antigen processing and presentation.